AUGGACAAAGUCCCGCCUAGAUUGCUUUAUCUCGUCAUCUACAACCCGUCUCUCAGACCGCCUGAAGAUUCCCACCCAGACCAAGACGACGAAGACGCGGAGGAACGCGCUCAUGUCCUCUUCUACACCGCCGACAAUCAUGCCGUGUCUAAAGACAAAGUCUUGCGUCAAGUAGGCCUGGCCAAAGCACUGGCAAACUUCACUACAAUAUUUGGGCCACAGGUUGUCUGUGAUUCGGUGCACUCGCAGACUAGGAAGAUGGUCAUGCUCUCUCCCGAGCCCAACUUCUGGAUAAAUGCCUCGUUUGAACUCGAAAGGGUCCCUCGUAUAUCUCGAAAGGACGAGAAGGGCAAGGGCAAGCAGAAGGAGCCGUCCUACGACCACAACGAGGCUUCUCUUCAUGACGCUGCACUGCAUGCUCAGCUUCUUUUGGGAUAUGAAGCAUUUAAGGUUACCCACGGCACCUUCACGUCGAUCCUCAACGACUUAGGAAGAGAAGGUCUAGAAAUUCAAUUGGAACGUUUCUUUACAGUUUGGGCCUGGAGUUGGGACCUCAGCAAACCGAUUUCUUUCCCGGACUAUCUUGGUAUCCGAAUUCAUCCACUUAGCAACCAAGUAACAUCUCUAGUGGAUAUUCUAGAGGACAAAUUACCACCACACUAUUUUCCUCUCGUACUCAUCUCCUCAUGCAUCGUUACUUCAAAGUCAACACCACUGCGAUGUCCCCCUGCAUUGAUUCGAUAUCUAUUACGGAUCUUAGAAAACCGUUCCGCCCUUCGUCAACAGACCACGACUCCAGGUAAGGACACGAAUGAUGAUUCCUCAUCACAGGCUCCGGAAUUGUCGACAGAGCCUGAAGUGAAUAAUCGUACCCAUUCGCGGACUCCCAGUAAAGCUUUUCUGGGUGUGCCUGGGAUUAACAUGAACGUGAACAUGGAUGUUCGGAAAUGGAACUGGCCAGGCUAUUUGACAUUUGGCAUUAAAGGAUCACCUUCUGGGUCAAAGUCUCAGAAUACUCCUGCCGAAACUGAGGAUGGGAAGACCCAUGGACAGUCGGGUGGUCAGGACCAAAGCUUGGAUAUGUCAGACACAUUGCAAGCUCAGCCAGAGACACCCGUUGAUGCUCAGGCGUUGGAAGAUGCUUUAUCUUCAGAGGCGACCUCUCAGGUUGCUGAAGCUCCUGAAGGAAGCAGUUCGGUAGCAGCUGAGUCACCUCCAGAGGACGUGAAGAAUGCAACUGCACAGAAUGUGGACUCCACAGGCCUUGAACCUUCUAUCAACCAUACUUCAAGUAUCCCCGCUCGAGAUGACGAGCCUCUAGAAGCGAUGCCUGCUGUAAAUGACUCAAUGCCGGACGUGGAUCAGGCCGCUCCUCAGGUUUUCUCUGAGAUCUACCUUCAUCUAUCAGUUUCAAAUCCUUUGGAUACCCAUCGUAGACUUGUUAGAUACCUUUGUAGGGGCAACAUACUGUUAGCAUUGGUUCCUUCACCGGAGAAGGUAGACGAUACUUUGGACGAAGUGACCUGCCAAGACUUGUCUGAGAGGUGUGCAGAACUCAUGGACCGCUUGAAGGAGAUCGUCGAAGUCGAACAGGAGAAGAUUACCAGCGCGUUUUCAUCAUCGCCUGUUCAGAGUGUGCUUCAAAAAUCGCAGCACGUCAUAGCAACGAGCGAUCAGUUGACUUCUACGAGUUCGUCGUUCACUACGACGUCAUGGCAUCUUCAUGAAGGAAGGAAGCUACUGUUACUAGAUUCAGAUUUACACGAAAUUUAUUCUAGGGGACAAAGCCCACAGGAUUGGCAUUUGGCAAAACGCAUGCCUGGGCCAGGUAUACGAGGAGAGGUGUACAUGGAGAUCGGUCGCAAGGAGGCGAGCUUGGUGGAUGUGGAUAGUGAAAUAACUGGAGUAUUACGGAGGUUCACUGAGUGCAACUAGGAAAUAGACGUUCUGUAUUACGGCCCGAGGAUCUAUG
Molecule: messenger RNA, 1972 nt
Organism: Fomitiporia mediterranea MF3/22
Lineage: Eukaryota; Fungi; Basidiomycota; Agaricomycetes; Hymenochaetales; Hymenochaetaceae
Exons: 8
Coding region: 1-1935 (644 amino acids)
Biological process (GO): vesicle-mediated transport
Cellular component (GO): Mon1-Ccz1 complex; intracellular membrane-bounded organelle
Source: RefSeq, a predicted model, not a curated record